GUGGCGGAACGCUGAGGCUCUGCUUCCGGCGCAGGAGUCGCGUCGCCGCUUUCUGGCUAUGGCGGCGCUCAGCCGGCAGGUUUUGGAUUGGCACCGCCUGAUCCCCCUCUCCUGGGCUGGCAUCGCUAGGCACACGCCUCACUUUGGAGAACAGAAAAGGGCAACGGCUUCCUUGCUGCGUAAACUGACCACAGCCUCCAGUGAAGGGGCCUUUGAGGGUUCACCCCAUGUCCAACCCAGGAAGUGUGUGCAGGAACCAGAGUGCAGGACAAGCCUUACUCAGUGCCUUGAGAAGCAGAGGGCUCCUGUGGAUGGAGGGUCCUUGGAGCGAGAGGUGGUCAUCAGUUCCCUCCUGGACAUGGGUUUCACUGAUGUCCAUGUCCAAGAAUUGCUCAGUAUACAACCAGGUCCCCACCCUCAACAGUUGCUGGGCAUCACCUCAAAGCUAAUACUCUUGGGUGUGAAUCCAGAGCCUGUGUGCGUGAUCUUGAAGAAAAGCCCUCAGUUAUUGAAACUGCCUGUAAUGCAGAUGGAGAAGCGCUCCAGUUACCUUCGAAAACUUGGGAUUGGAGAAGGGAAACUAAAGAGGGUGCUUUACUGUUGCCCCGAAGUUCUCACCAUGCAUCAGCGGGACAUUGACCGCAUCGUCAAGGUGCUCAGGGAGAAGUGCCUUUUCACGGUUCACCAAGUGACUGAGAUUUUGCACAGAUGUCCCUAUGUUCUUCGGGAGGACCCGGAUGAGCUGGAAUACAAAUUCCAGUAUGCCUACUUUAGGAUGGGGGUGAAGCACUCGGACGUGGUGAGGACUGACUUCCUGCAGUACUCCAUCACCAAGAUCAGGCAGAGACACACGUUCCUGGAGCGCCUAGGUCGGUACCAGACCCCGGAUAAGAAGGGGCAGACGCAGAUCCCCAACCCUCUUGUCAAGGACAUUCUCAGAGUUUCAGAAGCUGAAUUUCUGUCCAGGACAGCCUGUUCUUCUGCUGAGGAGUUUGAAGUUUUUAAGAAGCUCCUGGCUCGGGAGGAGGAAGAGGAGUCUGAGAGCCACAUGUCUGGUGACGAAAGCACUAGUGAAAAGGAAGAGGAGGAGGAGGACCAGGACCAGGAGGAGGAGGAGCUAUGAUAGAAGGCCCAGAGACAUUAAAGGACAUUUUUGUUCUCUCAGAGCUUUUGGAGCUUCACUUGGACCUUCUCAGGCCAUUUUUCAUUCUAAAACUAGUGUUUCGAUGAAAAAUUAUCAUAGAUCACUUGAGAAGUAGGUCAGACUGAGUUAGAGGUUGGUUAGUUUAAUUUGUUGUCAGGUCUCUGGGGAGAGCCCUGCUCCAUUGAAAAUAAAGACUGACUCUCAGCUGUUGGAAUUGGGAA
Pipistrellus kuhlii (Kuhl's pipistrelle) is the source of this 1365-nucleotide messenger RNA. RefSeq names its product mitochondrial transcription termination factor 4 (gene MTERF4). The transcript is spliced from 4 exons. The coding region runs from base 59 to 1123 and encodes 354 amino acids. Gene Ontology annotation, biological process: mitochondrial ribosome assembly; regulation of DNA-templated transcription. Gene Ontology annotation, molecular function: double-stranded DNA binding. Lineage: Eukaryota; Metazoa; Chordata; Mammalia; Chiroptera; Vespertilionidae. Gene Ontology annotation, cellular component: mitochondrion. The record is from RefSeq and is a predicted model, not a curated record.